CCCUACCUAGUGCACUAUCUUUGUAACAGGCUGUUAUUUGGUAUACAUAAGCAUGUGUGUUACUCGUGGAUUACAAAUAACGUGCUUUUUACACUUUUUGCCUUAUUUACAGGUGUUUCACUGGUAAAGUGUUACAGAAAUCUCACCUUUAGUGCUUUUUAAGGAAGUGUUUUAUCCUAGUCAGGACCGCAGUGAACCCGGAGCCUAUUCCAGGAAUACUGGGAGCGAGACAGUGUCAGCCCCAUGAGCGCAUCGGAGGAAGCCUUGCAGGCCCGUGUGAAGGCGUUGGAGGAGGAAGUGGAGCGACUGAAGGCCCAGCUGAGGGAAAAGAGUGAUGGAGCACAGAGCGGCAAGGGGACGACGCCAGCCUCGAAGGCCCAGGAGAACGGAGGGAACAGUAAGAAAGGGAAAAGGGCGUUCGACUUUGCCGCACACCCACGGCGCCACGUGGCGCUGCGCCUAGCGUACCUGGGCUGGCAGUACCAGGGAUUUGCUGUGCAGGAGAACACGGACAACACAGUGGAGGCGAGACUGUUUGAGGCUCUGCUGAAAACAAAGCUGAUCCAGGACAGGCAGAGCUCCAAUUACCACCGCUGCGGCCGCACAGAUAAAGGAGUCAGCGCUUUCUCACAGGUCAUAUCCAUUGACCUGCGCUCGAGUCAGUUCAGUGGUUUGGGUGUGACCGUUCCUGCUGGUGUUGAACCUAAAGCUGGCAGUGGAGCUGCGACAGCCGAACUGCCUUACGUGAAGAUGCUGAACAGAGUCCUUCCUCCAGACAUCCGGGCUCUCAGCUGGUCUCCGGUGCCCAGCGGCUUCAGCGCCCGCUUCGACUGCCAGUCCCGAACGUACCGGUACUACUUUCCCCGUGGGAACCUGGACGUAGAGCUCAUGGCUGAAGCAGCCAAACGAUAUGAAGGCACUCAUGACUUCAGGAACUUGUGUAAGAUGGACGUGGGUAAUGGAGUUCUGCAGUUCCAGAGGACUAUCACGUCCGCUAACGUUCAGCCUUGUGAACCCUGUCACCCCUCACCCUCCGACCCUCAGCGCCUUUAUGUGUUCGAGGUCAAAGGUCUCGCCUUCCUGUACCACCAGGUUCGUUGCAUGAUGGCUGUGCUGCUUCUGAUUGGCCAGAAGCUGGAAGCGCCAGAGAUCAUCAGUCAGCUAUUGGAUGUUGAGAACAAUCCCAGGAAGCCUCAGUACAGUAUGGCAGUGGAUUACCCACUGGUGUUGUACGAGUGCCAUUUCGAUGGCCUGAGUUGGAUUAGUGAACGUGAAGAGGAGAGCCACGUGCUCAGCUCUCUUCUCCAACACUGGACUCAGACUGCAGUCAAAGCUCAGGUGCUGCACGGCAUGAUCCACGGCCUGCAGAGCACAGACACGGAUAAAGCACAGAUUAUGCAGUGCUGCCUCAUGGAAGGAUCCAGACAGCGCAACUAUCGCCCCCUGCUGGAGCGGCCACGCUGCGAGAGUCUGGAAUCGCGGAUCCAGCACUUUGUGAAGAGAGGACGACUUGAGCGGGAGGAAGGAGAGAGCGGGGAGGAGGGCAGCACCGUCUUCAGGGGCAAGAGGUCAAAACAUUCACAUCAAGUGAGCUCUACAAAUCAAGAAGAAGAAGAAGAGAACCUCCUGAGCCGAAAGGACAUUCCGUUACAUCCCUCAUAAUAAUCAUUUAUCAGUUUCUGUUUUUAAGAUGCACACCUGAUGAAAAACAAGAUGAACGAUCUCUUGUGUUCGUCGACCACUUCAUUCAAAGGCUUCAGAAUGCAGAAGUCGAUGGGGCGGAGCUUAAGUUCAAUCCAAUCAGCCAAUCACACACUUGAUUGUAUCACUACUAGUGGGUUUUUUCCACUUCAUCAACCUUCUGUACUGCCUAACAUGAAACCAUUUACUACCUUAUUUCAGUGACAUUAAAACAUUCAUGCAUUAAUUAGCUAAUGUUAGACAGGUGCACUGGAGGAUCAGGACGUGUGUGAUUUUGACAUAUUACUUAUUUUGAUGCCAAUUUUUGAAAAAAGAAUUUUUUUUAAUUGUAUUUUACUUUAAAGUUUUUAUUUGUAAAUUGCUUCAUAACAUCAUUUUCAGCUGUGCAUAUUUUCAGUUGGAUUAAAAAGUCAUGAACUGAACACUUUA
Molecule: messenger RNA, 2130 nt
Organism: Pangasianodon hypophthalmus (striped catfish)
Lineage: Eukaryota; Metazoa; Chordata; Actinopteri; Siluriformes; Pangasiidae
Gene: pus3
Product: pseudouridylate synthase 3
Exons: 8
Coding region: 244-1662 (472 amino acids)
Biological process (GO): tRNA pseudouridine synthesis; mRNA pseudouridine synthesis
Cellular component (GO): nucleus; cytoplasm
Molecular function (GO): pseudouridine synthase activity; RNA binding
Source: RefSeq, a predicted model, not a curated record